Molecule: messenger RNA, 2109 nt
Organism: Macrobrachium nipponense
Lineage: Eukaryota; Metazoa; Arthropoda; Malacostraca; Decapoda; Palaemonidae
Product: prisilkin-39-like
Exons: 2
Coding region: 35-817 (260 amino acids)
Source: RefSeq, a predicted model, not a curated record
GCCUUCCAGCAGCGUCUUUCAUCCUGGAACAGCCAUGAGGACGGUGCUGAUUGCGGUCCUGUUGGCAGCCUUUGCCGCUGCAGAGCAGAAGCGUUCGGCAAAUCCUCACUAUGGCUACGGCUCCUAUUCCUACGGCUACCCGUUAUACAGCGGAUACGGCGGAUAUGGGGGAUACGGCGGAUAUGGCGGUUACGGCGGAUACGGCGGAUAUAGCGGAUACGGUGGUUAUGGUGGAUAUGGGGGAUACAGGCGAUACGGAUACGGCUACCCAUCGAUCUACAGCUACAGCUACCCGUCGAUCUACAGAACCUACAGCUACAGCUACCCAACAACCUACAGCUACGGAUACGGCAAUCCGUCGACCUACAGCUACGGCUAUGGAUACCCAUACACCGGCUACACCACCUACUCCAUCGGGAAGAGGAGCGUGGACGCCAAUCCUCCUCUGGUCCUCCACAUGAGCGCCAGGAAGAGGAGCGCCGAGCCCAAUCCUUCGCCGGUCCAUAGGCGCCUCUGGAAGCGGAGCGCCGAGCCCAGUCCUAAUCCAGACCCGUCCGCCAGUCCCGUUGCCGAGCCUACGCCCAAGGCGGAGCCCUCGUUCGGCUUUUACACGAGUGGGUAUAGGCCUUAUGGCAUAGGGUAUGGCGGAUUGGGUGGAUUAGGCGGAUAUGGGGGCUAUGGCGGAUACGGGGGCUAUGGUGGAUAUGGGGGGUAUGGCGGAUAUGGCGGAUACGGCGGCUCAGGAUAUGGAUACCGAUACCCAAGUUACUCAUACACGUACUAUAACCGCUACCCGAGCUAUUGGUAUGGGCGGUGAUGAUUGAUAGCUCCUGAUGAUGAAGAUUAGUAACAUCACAGACAUUUUUACUAUUUUUUUUUAUCGCCGAAUGACUGAAGGAGCCAUCUUUAUUUUCCAUAACAUCAUAACAUCAAUAAUCAUUUUCGGCGCGUUUUUUUUUCAUUUCAACUAAAAUUAUAAUUUUUCAGUAAUUUUCAGACAACAGUGUAAUGGCACUUCCUUGUACGCAUAGAAUAGAAAGCAGUUGAGCGAAAUAUAAUGAAAAAGGAGAGUAAUGGUACUUUAGGUCAAUUGUGCUUGUAUAAAUGUUAUUUUCCCAAAAGCAAAUACCCUUGUUUUAAGUCUUGAAGAGAGUAGUGUACAAUAUUAAAGAAUUUGUAUUGAUGAUAUAUUAAUUAAUUUUUAUUUUUGUAUUUCUGCUUUAAAGCUUUUAUUCCAACACAGAGAUGAAUAUUUGCUGGUGGCAUAUCCGGUUAAUGUUUUGUUUUUUCGUAGAAUUAGAUAACAUAGAACAUUGGCUACCUUGAGGACAUCAUCAGCAUUAGUUACAAGAAGAUCUGGAAAACGCUUGUCACAAACUACAAUAUAACUAUUAAAAUAUUACUGUCUGAAGUGUUACAGUACUACGAGUAAAAUCUAGAAAAGAUGUAAUGGAAAAUACGAAUUCUCGUUCAUUUUUAUACAGACGACUAUGAUUAACAUAAUAUAUACUCAGGCAUUUAGACAUCUUAACUGACAGAGAAAAUAUCGCUUGACAAUCCCAUAGCCAUGUUGGUCUAUGUCAGGCAGUGGUCUAUGGAAGCCAUAGUAGCCUUUGACUACCAUAAUGGUCUAUAGAAUUCACAACGACGAGUGGUCUAUGGAAGCCAUAGUAGCCUUGGACUACCAUAAUGGUCUAUACUCUAUAGAAUUCAUAACGACCUAUGUCCAACAGAGCAGUUUCAUGAUUACAUAAAGGCCUUCAACUAUCAUAAGGAAUUUAUAGAAUUCGUAGUGAUCUUCGACUAGUUUAAUGAUCUGUCACAAUCAUGAUUACUUUGGAUGGUUGCCAUAGUCUGUAUCUCUGAACAUUGUCAGGAUUAAGUAUGUAAAAGUUGCUAAGUGCAGUUGAAUAGCUGGUUUAAAGGGAUCAUAAAGUGAAUGCUAGUUAAAUGUGUGAAACAACUAACCAUAAAAAUAUUAAACCAAGACAAGGAAAGUAUAUAAAAAAAAAACACUAAAAACCCAAGGAGCCAAUACUUGUAUUAAGUUUUGAAUUUUGUGAUUUCUGAUAUGUAGCAGUUACAACUGUAAUAAAAUUUAUAGUGUUA